AUGUAUGCCGACUUCAUAGCUGGAUGGGCAGCAGGAGGUGCUGGCCUUCUUGUGGGUCAUCCACUAGACACCGUCAAGGCCCGACUUCAGACAAUGAAUGUUUAUAAAGGAAUUGUCGAUUGUAUGGUCAAAACCAUGAAGCAUGAAUCUGUAUACGGUCUCUACAAAGGAAUGUUCGUUCCAUUCCUCUCAACUGGUGCUCUUCAUUCUUUGCUCUUUGCCGGGUAUGGCGCGGGUCUCAAAUUCCUUCAUCCGGGUGAUUCGAAUGUCAUGGCAAGAAAAGAUUUGCCUAUGACAGAUAUUCUAAUAGCUUCCAUUUGUGGCACUCUUGUUCAAGUUGGUCCAGUCAUUCCUGUGGAAUUGUUAAAAACUAAACUUCAAGUUCAACGAGAAAAUGUGGGUCACUUCUCAAAACACUCUCAAAAUCUGUACGCUGGUCCGAUGGAAUGUGCUCGUGAGACAGUCAGAACAGAAGGAAUCCGUGGUUUAUUCAAAGGAGGAAGUGUCGUUUUCUUCAGGGAUAAUAUUGGAUAUCUUUUCUAUAUCCCGGUCUACGAGGGGCUCAACAGAUACUUUAGAAGUCACAAUCUGGAAAACACAUACACCCAGUUAUUUGCUGGAGGAUGUGCAGGAAUCAGUGGAUGGAUUUCUGUCUGUCCAUUGGAAGUUGUGAAAAAUCGGAUACAGGCAGACAAGAGUCAUAAGACGAUAUCUCCAAAAGAGAUGAUUCUGAAAAUCUAUCGAGAAGAAGGACUCCGAUCGUUCUAUCGAGGAGGAUGGGCACUUUCACUACGUGGAUUCGUCGUCAAUGCUGUCAUUUUUGUUGUCUAUGAGAACACUUAUGCGUUUUUUGAUUGA
Caenorhabditis briggsae is the source of this 858-nucleotide messenger RNA. The transcript is spliced from 7 exons. Gene Ontology annotation, cellular component: mitochondrion. NCBI's taxonomy places the organism in Eukaryota, Metazoa, Nematoda, Chromadorea, Rhabditida, Rhabditidae. Gene Ontology annotation, biological process: mitochondrial L-ornithine transmembrane transport. The record is from RefSeq and is a predicted model, not a curated record. Gene Ontology annotation, molecular function: high-affinity L-arginine transmembrane transporter activity. Bases 1 to 858 code for a protein of 285 amino acids.